CCCUAUUCCAUUGCCCUUGGCCCGUCUUUAACCUGGUUUCCUGCUCCCUCCACUGCCUGCAAUGGUCGGAAGCAGCAAAAGAGUGGAAAACUUCCCAGAUGUCGUUGACCUCGAGUCAUCUCUGCCACCUUCAACCAUACCACCCAUGGAGAUCCACAGGGUCUCCUUGCCACAGAAGAAGACCACUCUUCAGUCUCUAAAACAGAGGCUGAAUGAGGUCUUCUUCCCAGAUGAUCCCCUCCACCAGUUCAAAAACCAACCUUUCUUUAGGAAGGUGAUCCUGGGUUUCCAAUAUCUCUUUCCAAUCUUCCAGUGGGGCUCCGAGUACAGACUCAAUCUCCUCAAGGCUGAUGUAGUCUCUGGCCUCACCAUUGCUAGCUUGGCAAUUCCUCAAGGAAUCAGCUACGCAAAGCUUGCCAAUUUGCCCCCCAUCAUUGGCCUAUAUUCAAGUUUUGUGCCACCACUGAUUUAUUCUAUUCUUGGAAGCUCGAGAGACCUUGCUGUCGGCCCCGUAUCAAUUGCAUCUUUAGUAAUGGGAUCCAUGCUAAGAGAAGAAGUCUCUCCUGAGAAGGAGCCUGGCCUAUAUCUUCAGCUAGCUUUCUCAGCCACUUUCUUCGCUGGCGUCUUCCAAGCAUCGUUAGGUUUUCUAAGGCUGGGCUUUAUUGUGGAUUUUCUAUCAAAAGCAACCCUCCUUGGGUUCAUGGGUGGGGCUGCGAUCAUCGUAUCGCUGCAACAGCUGAAAGGAUUGCUUGGGAUUGUUCAUUUCACGAACCAGAUGGGAUUCAUCCCUGUCAUGCUUUCAGUUUUCGAGAACAGAACAGAGUGGGCUUGGCAGACAAUUGUGAUGGGCUUCUCGUUCCUUGUUUUCCUAUUGGUAACAAGGCAUAUUAGCCAGAGCCGGCCGAAGCUCUUCUGGGUAUCAGCAGCAGCUCCUUUGGCCUCAGUGAUUCUCUCCACCAUCAUUUCCUUCGCCACUAAAGCUCAGGACCAUGGCAUCAGCAUAAUCGGGCAACUGCAAAAAGGGGUUAACCCUCCUUCGGCCAACAUGCUACUUUUUGAAGGAUCUUACUUGGGUCUUUCCAUUAAGACGGGAAUUAUCACCGGCAUCUUGUCUCUCACCGAAGGUAUUGCUGUUGGAAGAACAUUUGCCUCUCUAAAGAACUACCAGGUUGACGGAAACAAAGAAAUGAUGGCCAUUGGAAUCAUGAACAUGGCUGGCUCUUGUGCAUCAUGCUACGUCACGACAGGAUCAUUUUCUCGGUCAGCUGUGAACUAUAAUGCUGGGUGCAGGACAGCACUCUCCAACAUAGUUAUGGCAGCAGCUGUGCUCAUAACAAUGCUAUUUCUCCUGCCGCUAUUUUACUACACGCCCAAAGUUAUUUUGGCUGCGAUCAUUAUAACAGCAGUCGUCGGUCUCAUUGAUCUCCAUGGCAUGAUCCGGCUGUGGAAGGUGGACAAGCUCGAUUUCCUGGCUUGCAUAUCUGCUUUCCUUGGUGUUCUCUUCAUCUCAGUGCAGAUUGGCCUUGCGAUCGCUGUGGUGAUCUCCAUAUUUAAAAUUUUGGUACAUGUAACCCGGCCAAACACUGCAAUCAUGGGGAAUGUUCCAGGGACUCAAAGCUAUAGAAAUCUAGCACACUACAAGGAGGCCACAAGGGUUCCUGCUUUUCUCAUUCUUGGCAUCGAGUCCCCCAUCUACUUCGCCAAUUGCAUGUACCUACAAGAAAGGAUCUUGAGAUGGGUGCGAGAAGAGGAAGAGAGGGCCAUAAAAAUGAAUGAGAGCUCUAUCAAAUGUAUUGUUUUGGACAUGGCUGCUGUGACGACAAUAGACACAAGUGGCAUGGACACACUCUCUGAGCUGAAGAAGACAUUUGAUAAGAGAUCUAUUGAGCUUGUCCUAGCGAAUCCAGUGGGGGAUGUGACAGAAAGGAUGAAUCAAUCAGGGAUCUGGGAACAGUUUGGAUCUGAAGGGAUUUAUAUGACUGUUGCAGAAGCUGUUGCCGCAGUCUCUUCCAUGUACAAGGACCAGCUUAGAUCACAUGUGUUUUCUAUAGAACAAUAGUUCACCUAGAAAGCAAGAGAAUAGCUUAUGAAGCAAAGUAGAUAGCUGAAUGGUAACUAAAAGUUGCUUGGUAUCUGAGGCAGGCGAAAACAAACUUACAUACUAGUGAGUGACAAUACUGACCUCUUGUAAGAAGAGAUUUUGAAAAAAGAAUGCAGAUACCAAGUUACAAAUGGGUUUUGAAGAAAAUAAUAUCAGUUCAAUUUAGUUUU
This is a messenger RNA of Elaeis guineensis (African oil palm), 2271 nucleotides long. RefSeq names its product probable sulfate transporter 3.4. Gene Ontology annotation, molecular function: secondary active sulfate transmembrane transporter activity. Gene Ontology annotation, biological process: sulfate transmembrane transport. The record is from RefSeq and is a predicted model, not a curated record. Gene Ontology annotation, cellular component: membrane. Lineage: Eukaryota; Viridiplantae; Streptophyta; Magnoliopsida; Arecales; Arecaceae.